This is a messenger RNA of Maudiozyma saulgeensis, 2508 nucleotides long. The record is from the annotation of a GenBank genome assembly. NCBI's taxonomy places the organism in Eukaryota, Fungi, Ascomycota, Saccharomycetes, Saccharomycetales, Saccharomycetaceae.
AUGGUUUUGGGUAUAAAGAAGGAUUCAACCACUAAUGUGUUACUGGUUGGUAACAAUCCAAAUAUAUUAUUCUAUACAUCUAGAUUCCAACAAGGUAAAUCAAUUGAAUUAUAUCAUAUUAGUGACUCGAAGUCUAAUAUUUAUGAUAUUGAAACAAAGACAUAUGGUAAUCACCAUCUGGAGAUUGAUAACCAUUUCACCUCAAUUGCUCAUUUGAUUGAAGCGCUUGGUGAAUUGGAUGAAACAAAGGAACUUAAAUUAGAUUUAAUUAUCUUAAGUGUGAACUCGUUAAAGGAUUUAUCUGCUAUUCCUGAACAAUUGAAACCUCUACUAUCAAAGAAAACUAAGAUAGUCAUAGAGAGUAGUGGAUUUAUUCAAUUAGAAUCAUUUUUAAAAAAUGCAAAAGAAGUGACUGGUUUAGACGUUUUUGCCAUGAUGACAGAUUAUGAUAUUCGUCAGGUAGCUAACAAUCACAUUAAAGAAUUCACCAGCAAUGAUGAUAAAAAGAAGAAUAUAUAUAUUGGUGGUAAGACUGCCAAUACAUCUACUACUAAGAAAAUGAAGACUCUGUCUCUAAAGGAUCCAUCCAAAUAUUCAUCAGAUGUUAUGAAGUCUCUAAAUUCAUUACAAACUUUAUUCCAAGAUUUAUUCCCAUCAGACACAAUCUCUAAUUGUCAUAAAUCAUAUUCUGAUUUUCUCUCAACGCAAUGGAACUUGGCCAUCCCUAAAAUAUGUCUAGAUCCAUUAUUGAUUAUAUUCGAAGAAACCAAUUCUAAAAAAUUGGUAGAUCAAGUGUUAGCUAAGCCACUAAUUUCAGGUAUUAUUACUGAAUUAAUAACUAUAAGUAAGAAUAUGAAUGUGAAGCUGGAUCCAAAUAUGGAGAAUGAAAAUAAAUUAAUCAACACAUGGUUGAAAGAAUACAAUAAUGAGAAAAUUCCUUCCCUUUUGUACAACUUUGUCCAACGUACUUCUGAAUUAAAUCUGGAUCUUUUAAUAUUACAACCUAUUUUAUUGGCCGAUGACUUUAACAUUAAGACACCAUAUUUAGAAUUCUUAUACACAAUCAUGUGCCAAAUGGAAAAGUUAAAUAAUGAUUCAUCAGAAUGGUUUGUUCGUGCUGAACAAGUCCAAAGUUAUAAACAACAAUUAGUCACCAUGACUAAAUCAAGAGAUCAAUAUAGUAGUAACUGUAAAAACAUAACUUUAGAUCUGGAGAAGAAUACCACCGAAUUAAACGAAUUGAGAAAUAACGAUACAUAUUUAAAGAAUCAGUUAGCAAUUAGAGAAACUGAGACAAAUAAAUUAAAGGACGAAUAUGAGAUCAUCCUACAAGAAAAGAAUAAAGAAAUAGAAUAUUUGAAAAGUUCAAUAGCAAAUCCAUCCACCGAGAAUGGCAACACAAGGACCAUGGAUUCUCCUCUCAGUAAUCAACUUGUUGAUAAUGAUAACGACGAAUUUAAAAGUAUUCAUGAGGAUUCAGAUAUGUUAAUGGAUGGUGAUAGUUCUGCAUUAGCCAACAGUAGUACAAUGGAUGCCGACAGAUCCUUUAACUCAAGAGAACAAGCCUUAUUACAAAGAGAAAAAGAACUCCAAGAACGUCAAGAGGCUUUCGAUAGACGUCUUGCUUCACAACAACGUUCUCCACAAUUUCAAUCGCCUUUGCAAUAUCCUACACAACUUCAAGCAUCACCAGCUUUAUAUCAUAAUACUGCAUUCUCGGCUCAACCAACAAAGCAUAACCUACCACACAUAAGGACUAUGACUCCACCAGAAAAGUCUGUUCCAGUAUUCAGUCCGUACGGUAAUAAUAGAUCCGGUAGUAACACACCAACAAUGACAGUCGACAAAUUCAUUGAUCCAAUAUCUUCUGGUAAUCUUGAAAUGAAUUCAUCAUUCGAAAACCCAGAUAUGAGAUCUCAUCCUAUUGUAAGAACAAAUAGAAAAAAUAGAAUGAAUAGAAAUACAACCUUAGGGAAUGCAUCUAGUACCAGUUUAGUUGCUGCAGUGAAUCAAAUGUCAAAUAAUAGUUAUAUGCAAGAUAGAUCCUUCUCAGGCAACAGUACUAUGAUGAACACAUCUGGAACAAGUCUAAAUAUGAUGAAAUCUAAAAAUAAUGCUGGCAUAGAUAUGCCAAGACCAACAAAAUUGCACAACUUUACUGGUUCUCCUGAUUUAUAUACACCAACAAAACCAAAUAAACCCGAUAUGUUUAAGGAUUCUUCUGCUAAUGAUACGACAGUUUCCAGUGACAAUGUUGCUUUCAAAAAACCUGUUAUGCAAUUUGGCUUAGGAAUUCAUUCUCAAACCGAAUUAGUUACGCCAUUAGAUAAGACCACCGUUCCUACCAACAUGGAACCAACACCAUUUGAUGGGUCUCAUAACGAGUCGAAAGAAGAUAUUUCCAAUGACAUCGAAGAAAUUGAGGCAAAUACAUCUAAGGACAGUACCAAGAAGAAAAAAUUAAAAUUUGGUUUGUUUGGGAAAAAAAAAAAUAAGGACAAGAAAUAA